This is a messenger RNA of Paracoccidioides brasiliensis Pb18, 249 nucleotides long. RefSeq lists its product as uncharacterized. The record is from RefSeq and is a predicted model, not a curated record. The coding region runs from base 1 to 249 and encodes 82 amino acids. The transcript is spliced from 2 exons.
AUGCUCGAAGCUAAUCUGGAGCUGCCCGUGGACGGCAUAUGUUCCCUAACAGUUCCAUACAUUUCGGUAUGUAACCUCCGCUCAGAUAUUCGGCAUGGGUUAAUCACUGAAGCUUGGAACCAAGCGGAACUUCCGACUCGGCGCAAUGUCACGUUACCUAACUUUAAAGCAUCAAACUUUUUCUUGCCGCUUCUCACCCGUUCGUUCACUUCAAGACCUACACAGGAGAAUGCAAUAUACCUAUCCUGA